AGGUUAUCAGGGUUUAUAUAUCCAGAUGUCUGUCUCAAAAUCUCUACGAUCUCUUCCUGAGUCUACUAAGCAGGUCUACGACUAUGUAGUUGUUGGUGGCGGUAGUGCCGGCUGUGUGAUGGCCAAUCGUCUCUCAUCGAACCCCAAUGUACGAGUGGCCCUACUAGAGAUCGGCUCAGAUGACAACACACCGCUCAUCCGCAAUCCCAGUGGUUUCUUCUGGACUGUUCCUUACAGUAGAAAGUAUAACCACCGAUACUUUACUACACCUCAGAAGCAUUGUAAAGGAAGAAACAUGUUUCAGCCCCGGGGCCGUGGUAUUGGCGGCUCCUCUGCUAUUAAUGCCAUGGUAUACAUUCGCGGACUAAAGUAUGAUUUUACUAACUUGUGGGCUGGUGAAGGUAAAUGUCAAGGCUGGGAGUGGGAGAAUGUGUUACCAAUCUUUAAGCAGUUGGAAUGUAACGAUUCUCUCAAGAAUGAUCCAUACCACGGCACUGACGGACCCGUCAAGGUUCGAACGCAAGGACAUAUUGGACCAUACAGCGAGCGCAUCGUCAAAGCAGGGAAUGAGUUAGGAUGGAAAACAACCAAAGACUUUAAUGGUGAGGAUCAAUCUGGAGUAGGGUAUUAUCAAUAUACGCAGUCCAAAGGUGGGCGCUGUAGCACUGGUGUUGCCUUUUUAACACCAGAGGUACGGUCUCGUCCAAAUCUAGAUGUUAUCGUUGACGCUCACACCACAAAGGUACUCACAGAAGGCAAACGUGCGACUGGGGUGCAUGCAGUGGUAUCAGGUAGCUCUGAUGCUACCAAGCCCGUAACAUUCGAAGCAAAGAAUGACGUUAUCCUCUGCGGUGGUGCAUUCAACAGCCCACAGUUACUUAUGCUGUCAGGAAUUGGCCCUAAGGACCAGCUAAACAAGCACGGAAUUGAAGUAGUACAUGAAUUGCCGGGAGUGGGGCAAAAUCUUCAGGAUCAUGCCGACAUCUGUGUGAAUGCGAAAACUUCGAGAAUAAGUAUGCCGCUACAAAUCGGACUCACUAACGUACCAAGUCAAAUUAAGCACUUCUUUCUAGCAAUUUUCAAAAAAGAGGGGGUAUUCAUGGGAGACAACCAAAUGGUCGGCUCAUUCUUUAAAAGCAAGCCUGACAUUCCCGCAAACGAUAUUCAAAUGCAUGUCGCACCCUUCUACUACAAGGACCAUGGUGCUACUUUAAGAUACGGUGGCGGUAUCUCAAUCAAAUCGUGUUAUAUGCGGCCCGAGUCUCGCGGCACGGUCGCUCUAAAUUCGGCGAACCCAAUGGAGGGACCACUCAUUGACCCCAACUAUUACGAUGUGCCCGCCGACUUUGACCCCAUGGUGGCUGCAGUACGAAAAAGCAUCGAGCUAAUUCAAACAAACACCCUACAAGAAGAUAACCUGGUGGUCAGUGGAUUCGGUGAUAAGGAUGUUAACAACCUCACCGAUAGCGACAUUAAGGAAUAUCUGCGUGAAAAUACCGAAUCCAUCUACCACCCAGUGUCUACCUGCAGAAUGGGUCCUUCAUCAGACCCCAUGGCAGUAGUGGAUCACUCUAAUGGUCUUAGAGUACACGGCAUGGAAGGUCUAAGGGUGAUCGAUGCUUCGGUGAUGCCUACAGUAGUAUCUGGAAACACCAAUGCACCCACCAUGGUGAUAGCUCAGAAAGCAUACAAUCAGAUGAUUGGUCAAGAUAGAGUUGUCGAUAUUAGAUGCACCACUGGCAGCUGCUAGAAUGUAAAUUUGUGUUGGGAAAAUGUAUAUAAUAUACCGCAUAAAAAAUAAACGAGUGAUGCUGGAAGC
Sphaeroforma arctica JP610 is the source of this 1819-nucleotide messenger RNA. RefSeq lists its product as hypothetical. The transcript has a single exon. Gene Ontology annotation, molecular function: oxidoreductase activity, acting on CH-OH group of donors; flavin adenine dinucleotide binding. The record is from RefSeq and is a predicted model, not a curated record. NCBI's taxonomy places the organism in Eukaryota, Ichthyosporea, Ichthyophonida. Bases 26 to 1750 code for a protein of 574 amino acids.